Diorhabda carinulata is the source of this 1080-nucleotide messenger RNA. RefSeq names its product translation initiation factor eIF-2B subunit alpha (gene eIF2Balpha). The record is from RefSeq and is a predicted model, not a curated record. Gene Ontology annotation, biological process: translational initiation. Gene Ontology annotation, molecular function: translation initiation factor activity; guanyl-nucleotide exchange factor activity. Gene Ontology annotation, cellular component: eukaryotic translation initiation factor 2B complex. The coding region runs from base 137 to 1048 and encodes 303 amino acids. NCBI's taxonomy places the organism in Eukaryota, Metazoa, Arthropoda, Insecta, Coleoptera, Chrysomelidae. The transcript has a single exon.
GAAGGGGGUUAUGUUAUCUAUGAGGUUUGAGAUAUUUUAUUACCAUAAUGUGCUUAAUUUAAUUCAUUAUAUUCAACGUUAUGUUUAGAAGUACCAAAUUGGGUUUCCUAUUCGUAUUAUAGAAGUAAAUUUUACAAUGACAAAAAAUACAGAUAUUCGGGAGUAUUUUUGUAAAAUAAUUAAAGAAGAUGAAGAUGUUUCUGUUGGAGUAGCUGCAAUUAGAUCUUUAAUGGAAAUAAUCAAGCGUUCAAAAUCUGAAACAGUGCAAGAACUCGAAACUAAUUUGAAAAAUGCUAUUCAAGAAAUGAAAAAUUCAAACUACACAGUUGCAGCUAUCAAUUCGGGUUGUGAACUGUUUUUACGUUUCAUUACUUUAGCAGCUCUUGAUACAAGAGAUUUCGAAAAGUGUAAAACAAUUAUGUUGGAUAGAGGACAUCUUUUCAUUAAUAAGUUAGAUGAAGCUAGAGGUAAAAUUGUUAAAUUAGCAGCUAAUUUCAUAGAAGAUGGUUCAAAAGUUUUAACACAUUCGAGAUCGCGGGUAGUAUUGCAAACUCUGCGUAAAGCAUAUAAACAAAAUAAAAAAUUUGAAGUGUUUGUAACUAUAUCAGCCCCAGAUAAUAGUGGUGCACGAAUGGCAAAAGAUUUGAAAUCAGAAGGUAUUCCUUGUACCUUAAUAUUAGAUUCAGCUAUAGGCUAUAUUAUGGAACAAGUUAAUUUCAUUAUGGUAGGAGCUGAAGGUGUCGUGGAAAGUGGUGGUAUAGUUAACAAAGUUGGUAGUUAUACAAUGGCAGUAUGUGCAAAAGAAAUGAAAAAACCUUUUUAUGUACUGACUGAAAGUUUCAAAUUUUCAAGGCUGUUCCCUUUAGGUCAACAGGAUUUACCCGAAGAAUAUAAGUAUACUUCUGAAGUGAGGGCAAAAUGUAACUUAAAAGAAAAACAUCCCCUAGUUGAUUAUACUCCUCCUUCGUACAUAACACUUUUAUUCACAGAUCUAGGUAUUUUAACACCAUCUGCUGUAAGUGAUGAACUUAUAAAAUUAUAUUUGUAAAUUGUAUUAAAAAUACAACCUUAUUUAAUAUC